Messenger RNA from Mollisia scopiformis, 5231 nucleotides. RefSeq lists its product as uncharacterized. Gene Ontology annotation, cellular component: membrane. NCBI's taxonomy places the organism in Eukaryota, Fungi, Ascomycota, Leotiomycetes, Helotiales, Mollisiaceae. The transcript is spliced from 6 exons. Gene Ontology annotation, biological process: transmembrane transport. Bases 343 to 5004 code for a protein of 1553 amino acids. The record is from RefSeq and is a predicted model, not a curated record. Gene Ontology annotation, molecular function: ABC-type transporter activity; ATP hydrolysis activity; ATP binding.
CUCCAUUCUCGUCAACGGCUCCCGUUGCCCUCACCGUUUGGCUCCCAAAGUUGCUUAACUAAGGCUCCACUGCAAUUCUUUCUCAAUCUCACAGGCAUCAUAUGUGAUUGGCUGAUUCGCGAUCUCCUGCGGAAGGAUUGCUGGUUCCCGAAUUUCUGAUUUUCUAUCGCUUGCCGGUUCCCUACCGCAACCUAAGGUAAAUAGCCAUGGGCCUAACUCCAAGACUAAGUCCGUUUCCUGACGUCUAUCUCAUAAAUUUCCCUUCACCCUCCCAUUUUUCUCUCUUAUGAUUCCUUUUAUUGGGAAGUUCAUCAAAGCAAAGUGAAAACUACGCUUUACAAGAUGUUCUACACCAAGUCGGACCGCAUGUUCACUGAGAACGCAGAGGGCCGCGAAGGAACUCGUGUUCCUCUGCAUAAUGUUGACAACAAUGGAGAACGUCCUCAUCAACCCGAAGAGGCGUCCGGGUCAUCGACAGGUGUAGAUACUCCUGCUGGCGAAGGAACCUGGGGCGAGAGGGACAUUGGUGGACCAGUCAACCUUCGAAAUGCAAUGAUUGAUUUCGAGGAGAUGAGGAAAGAAUUAUCCCAUCUUUCGAAAUCAAGAACGUCGAAGUCGGAUUCGAGACGACCGGGAACCUCUGGCUUGAGGAAGGUCGCGAGUGCUGGGAGUCGUGCAAGUCGACGCCGGUCGAGAACUCACAGUAAUGCUACUGCGCCAAGGGACCCCGAUCUCGAGGCUCAAGACGAUGAGAAGCCCGCUGAGGAGGAGGAAGAGGAUUUCGAAUUGGGGGACUUCUUGCAGGACGGCCAUUUUGAGAAGAGACAGGAGGGAAGGUCUGCGAAAAAGGUUGGAGUCGUUUAUAAGAAUCUCACAGUGCAAGGUGUUGGUGCCACAACGACCUUUGUCAAGACUCUGCCCUCUUCUGUUAUUGGGACAUUUGGACCAGACCUGUAUAAAAUCCUGUCAAGAUUCAUCCCUUUCCUCUCACAGCCAGGUUCCCACGGCCAAAAACGACAUCUAAUCAACGACUUCACCGGUGUUGUUCGAGAUGGAGAAAUGCUAUUAGUUCUUGGUAGGCCAGGAAGCGGAUGUAGCACUUUCCUCAAGGCCGUGGCCAACAAACGUGGAGCUUUUGCUGGUGUUGAAGGAGAGGUCUCCUACGGUGGUAUCUCUGCCAAGGAACAAGCGAAGCAUUAUAGAGGAGAGGUUAACUACAAUGAGGAGGAUGAUCAGCAUUUUCCUACACUGACGGUGGAGCAAACACUCAAUUUCUCAUUGUUGAACAAAACAAAAAAGCACCAGAAAGGUGACAUCCCAGUCAUAAUCAGCGCUCUCCUGAAGAUGUUCGGAAUUACACACACUCGUCAUACUCUUGUUGGAGAUGCAUUUGUCCGUGGUAUAUCGGGAGGUGAAAGAAAACGAGUGUCCAUUGCAGAAACUCUUGCCACAAAAUCCACAGUCGUAGCAUGGGAUAACAGCACACGAGGUCUCGACGCUUCAACUGCGCUUGAUUACGCCAAUUCCCUCCGAGUUAUGACCGAUAUCUCCAACAGAACAACCCUGGUCACGCUGUACCAAGCGGGAGAAGGAAUUUACGAAUUGAUGGACAAGGUCUUGGUCAUUGAUGAAGGUAGAAUGAUCUACCAAGGCCCAGCAAAUCAAGCUCGAGCCUACUUUCACAACCUUGGAUAUUACGCUCCCGAUAGGCAGACGACUGCGGAUUUCUUGACCGCCUGCACAGAUCCGACCGAGAGAAGGUUUAGGGAUGAUUUCGAAGGACCGAUUCCCAAAGGCCCCAUUGAGUUAGAGAAGGCUUACCGAGAAAGCGAGGCAUACAAGAAUGUCCUGAAAGACGUGGAAGAUUACGAGAGGAUGUUACGAGAGACGGAUCAUGCUGAUGCCAGAGAAUUCAAACAGUCGGUCCAAGAGGGCAAGUCGAAGACUGUUUCGAAGCGUUCGUCAUAUACCGUCUCCUUCGUUCGACAAGUUCUCGCAUGCACCAAACGUGAGUUCUGGCUCACAUGGGGUGACAAGACGACUCUCUAUACCAAAUUCUUCAUCAUUUUCUCGAACGCCUUGAUCGUGGGAUCUUUGUUCUAUGGUCAAUCGAAGAAUACAGAAGGUGCAUUCUCCCGAGGAGGCAGUCUCUUUUUCUCGAUUCUCUUCCUGGGCUGGCUCCAAUUGUCCGAAUUGAUGAAGGCUGUAUCCGGUCGAACAGUCACCACCAGACACAACGAUUAUGCAUUCUAUCGUCCCUCGGCUGUGGUAAUUGCGAGGGUCCUACAAGACUUUCCGUUGAUACUGGCUCAAGUCAUUCCAUUUUCAAUCAUCAUGUACUUCUUGACAGAGCUGGACGUCAACGUCAGCAAAUUCUGGAUCUACUUCCUUUUCAUCUACGUCAACACGAUUUGCAUUACAGCUCUCUAUCGAAUGUUUGCAGCAAUCUCUCCAACGAUCGAUGACGCAGUUCGAUUCUCUGGUAUUGCUCUCAACCUCUUGAUCAUCUACACAGGAUACGUGAUCCCUCGACCACAGUUGUUGGAGAAAUAUAUUUGGUUCGGCUGGCUUUAUUGGGUCAAUCCAAUCUCGUACAGUUUCGAAGCCGUCAUUACAGACGAAUUUUAUGACCGAACUCUGGCAUGCGCUCCCUCUGAAGUUGUCCCCAGCGGUCCUGGAUAUGAUAACCCAGCAUACCAAGGCUGUGCCUUUACUGGCGCAGAGACAGGAUCACUCAACAUCCCUGGUGCAACAUAUCUGGAGGUAGCAUACAACUACUCUCGCAGUCACUUGUGGAGAAACUUCGGAGUCGUAAUCGCCUUUACUGUACUGUACAUUCUCAUCACCAUGAUUGCCACCGAACUGUUCGAUUUCACAUCAGGAGGUGGUGGUGCUCUCGAAUUCAAGAAAUCCAAAGCUUCUAAGCAGAAAGUCAAGGCUGCUACCGCACCAGCCGACGAGGAGAAGGGAGUCAAGCCGCAACCAUCAAGUGGAGGUACUUGGGAAACUAGUCAGACCCUCGAUGGACCAGGAGAAGAGGAGGCACUUCAGGAGAUUUCCGGUUCCGAAAGUAUCUUUACUUGGGAAGAUGUCCAGUACACGGUGCCAUACAUGGGCGGCGAGAGAAAACUUUUGAAUAAUGUAAAUGGAUAUGCGAAACCUGGUGUUAUGGUUGCUCUCAUGGGAGCUUCAGGCGCCGGCAAGACUACUUUAUUGAACACGCUUUCGCAGAGACAGAAGAUGGGAGUUGUGGCUGGUGAUAUGCUUGUCGAUGGCAAACCACUCGGUCCGGAGUUUCAAAGAGGUACUGGAUUCUGUGAACAGAUGGAUCUUCACGACGGCACCGCAACAAUUCGUGAAGCUCUUGAGUUUUCUGCUAUCCUCCGACAAGAUCGCCAUAUCCCAAGAUCCGAGAAAAUUGCCUAUGUCGACAAGAUCAUUGAUCUUUUGGAGCUCCGCGACAUGCAAGAUGCUCUCGUCCGGUGUCUGGGAGUCGAACAGCGCAAACGUGUCACAAUUGGUGUUGAGUUGGCGGCUAAGCCGAAUCUCUUGCUCUUUUUGGACGAGCCUACAUCUGGUUUGGACUCUCAGUCUGCUUAUAGCAUUGUUCGAUUCCUUAAGAAAUUGGCAAAUGCUGGGCAAGCUAUCGUUUGUACGAUUCAUCAGCCUUCGUCCGUUCUUAUUCAGCAGUUUGAUAUGAUUCUUGCUCUUAAUCCUGGUGGAAACACCUUCUACUUCGGUCCUGUCGGUGACAACGGCUCCGCUGUUAUCAAGUACUUCGCCGACCGAGGGGUUAAAUGCCCACCCAACAAGAACGUCGCUGAAUUCAUCCUCGAAACGGCGGCCAAAGGAGGAAAACGCAAAGAUGGCAAGAAACUAAACUGGAACGAAGAAUGGGCUAACUCAGAAGAAAACAAAGCCAUGAAAGAAGAGAUCCAACGCAUCAAAGCUGAUCGAAGUAAAGUCCAACGACCGGAGAAUGUUGAGGAGUAUGAAUUCGCCUCUCCAGUCGCUCUUCAAACAACAGAACUUACGAAGAGACUGUUCAUCCAGUAUUGGCGUGAUCCUUCUUAUCUUUAUGGAAAAUUGUUUACAUCGGUUAUCGUGGGUAUUUUCAACGGAUUUACAUUCUGGCAAUUGGGCUAUAGUAUUGCGGAUAUGCAGGAUAGGAUGUUCACUUCGUUCUUGAUCUUGCUCAUCCCGCCCACUAUCGUCAAUGCAGUCGUCCCAAAGUUCUACCAGAACAGAGCACUUUGGGAAGCUAGAGAACUGCCUUCGAGAAUCUACGGAUGGGUGGCUUUCUGUACCGCCAACGUGGUGGCCGAGAUUCCCAUUGCGAUCCUGGGAGCUACGAUCUAUUGGGCGUUAUGGUACUGGCCCACCGGUCUCCCAAGCGAUGCCUCUACAUCCGGCUACGUCUUCCUAAUGACUAUGCUCUUCUUCCUAUUUCAAGCCUCCUGGGGCCAAUGGAUCUGCGCUUUCGCGCCCUCCUUCACAGUAAUCUCCAACGUCCUCCCCUUCUUCUUCGUCAUGUUCUCCCUCUUCAACGGCGUCGUGCGUCCCUACUCCCAGCUCUCCGUCUUCUGGCGCUACUGGAUCUACUACCUCAACCCAUCCACCUACUGGAUCGGCGGCGUCCUCGCCGCGACCCUGAACAACACGCCCGUUAUCUGCGCCGCCGAAGAAGCUGCGUACUUUAAUCCUCCUCCAGGCCAAACGUGCCAGAGCUACGCUGCUGCGUUUCUGCAGACUGCGACAGGAUACCUGACGAAUCCAGAUGCAACGACUGAUUGUGGGUACUGCCAGUAUAGCUCGGGGACGGAGUAUAUGGCGACGCUGAAUAUUAGUCCGAAGGAUAAGUGGGGGUAUUUUGGGAUCUUUUUGGGGUUUUGUGUUAGUAAUUGGGCGUUGGUGUAUUUUUUUAUUUAUACGGUGAGGAUACGGGGUGGAGUUUUGGGUUUGGGACGUUGUUUGGGGGGUUGGGAGCGUUGGUUGGGGUGGUGAAGAGAAUUGUGAAGGGGAAGGGUAGGAAUUGAGGAGAGGUUGAGAGGUUGAUGAAGGAAGCAUCAGGGAGGAAAGAGAACAGGAAGGGAGGAGGGCAGGGGUUUAGGUAUGAUAAGAUGAAAGUGGAUUGCUUGUCUUUGCGUUUAGCGUGGUGCUUGGCAAGAUUGGAUUCUCAGCAUGGUUCUCUGUUACAAUAGGAUUAAUAGAUCACUGAAACCAACUUCAUG